AUGUUCUGCGUGAAGAACAUUUCGAAGCAGCAAAUUUCGGUGGAGGCGCAGCUGCUGUGGGGCCCCGCAGCACGGGACUACAGCCAGCUGGCGAAGGCGGAGCAGCUGGACGAGGUGCUGCUGCAGCUGCUGCAGCUGCAGGACAAGCUGAAGCUGUUUCACAACAACAUUCUGUUUUUGCGCGAAAAAGACGAAAAGAUGCGCCAGCAAACGGAAGCUGCUGCUGCCACUUUGCUGCUCUUUUCGGCUCUCAACAUUUGCCUCCUCGUGGCCGCCAGUUUGCUCUCCGCCUUUUUCUUCAAGAGGUUCUUCAGGUCCAAAAAGAUCAUUUAA
Molecule: messenger RNA, 333 nt
Organism: Eimeria tenella
Lineage: Eukaryota; Apicomplexa; Conoidasida; Eucoccidiorida; Eimeriidae
Product: transmembrane trafficking protein, transmembrane protein Tmp21 precursor, putative
Exons: 1
Coding region: 1-333 (110 amino acids)
Source: RefSeq, a predicted model, not a curated record